Molecule: messenger RNA, 2462 nt
Organism: Hypanus sabinus (Atlantic stingray)
Lineage: Eukaryota; Metazoa; Chordata; Chondrichthyes; Myliobatiformes; Dasyatidae
Gene: tmem235b
Product: transmembrane protein 235b
Exons: 4
Coding region: 139-687 (182 amino acids)
Cellular component (GO): apical plasma membrane
Source: RefSeq, a predicted model, not a curated record
UUUGAGCCCUGUCCCUUUCUCCUGCAUGGGGUGGGAAAUCCGAUCGAUCAGAGGAGGAAGCGAGCCGACUAGGGUGUGGGGAGGGGUGGUCUCAAGUCAACAAAAUGAUCUCGCCCGACUCAGCCUGCGAGACUCGCAAUGAUGGCUCUCGGAACGGUCUGCGUGACCGCCGGGUUAACGGGGCUCCUAAGUUUCGUGUUCCUGACGGUCGCGAUCGCCACGGAUUAUUGGUACGUUAUCGACGUGUCGGAUUCCCGUUACAACAAUGGGGAGGGCUGGGAAGAUUUAAACUCCCAUUCUGGGCUGUGGAGAAUCUGCGAAGGUAAAAAUGCUUGCAUUGCUUUGAUAGACCCCUUUGGUGAGGAGAGUCAAAGCGUGCCUGAGUCCCAGCAACACCUACUGUUUAUGCAGAAGGUGUUUGUCAUUUUGCUGCCCCUCAGCCUGGUUCUUCUGGUGCUUGGAGGGAUUGGUGGACUGAUCAGCUCUCUAGCUAAUGGCCUCUACCUGCUUCUGUUCACGGGGUCCUACUUCCUCGUUGGAGGGACUGUUGGGUGUGAAAAUCCCAGGAGAUCAGCAAUUUUGGAGAUGCUCAAACCACCCCGUCUGGCACCAACAAUCAUUCCAUGGUCGAAGUCACUUAGGUCACAUUUCUUCCCCAUUCAGAUGUUUGGUCUGAACAACACCUGAACCUCUUGACCAUGCCAGCAUGCUUUAGUGCAUUGACUUGCACUAAAUUGGCUAAAUGUGCACUAAACUUGCACAUGAUUGACUGAUUAAAGGUUUGCAUUUACGAGCAGGUGUACAGGGGUACCUAAUAAUGUAGCCUCUGUGUGCAGGUGCCUAACUUGUGCAGUGCUUAUGAUGUUAUACUUCAGCAGGGAGAUAUUCCUAUCUUUUCACUGGACUUUCUCAAUGCUUGAGUGAAUCUUCAUGAAUUCCAUGGUAUAGACUGAACAGAAAUCACACAAUUCAAGGCACCAAAAGCUUUGACAUUAAAUUCCUAAUAAACCAGCUUCAGUAACUUCCAUCAGUUGCUUUUUCUGAAAGUUUUGAAGAUGUACUGUGCAUUGCAGUGAACUGCGUCACUUGCAUCAAUGACCAGCGCAGGCUGAGGAUGAGCUGGGGGCAGCCUGCAAGUGUAUCCAUUCUUCUGGUGCCAACUGAGCAUGCCCACAACUUACUAACUCUAACCUGCACGGAAGUGAGAGAAAGACAGCGUACCCAGAGCAAACCCCCGUGCAGUCACAGGGAAAGCGUACACAUUCCUUACAGGCGGAGGUGGGAAUUGAACCCCAGUUGCUGAUCACUGGUGCUGAUGUAGCAUUAUGUUAAUCGCAGUGCUUCUGCGCCACUCUCCUGCUACAACAUAACCUAGACAAUGUUGAUGCCUUUCACAGUUCUGCUUCAGAGGUGGGAAGUGAAUGAUAGCAAAACCUGAAAUCCCUCUCCUCCUCAACUCCCUUGUUACACAGACAAGGGAAGAUUCAAUGUUUAUUGCCAAGCUUGGAAUACUGAAGCAUGAUAGCCAAUCCCACUGGGAGACAGACGCUCUAUUAUUCAAACUUGUAGGUGGAAUAUGGUGUUAAUGGUAGGAUUCUUAACCAUUAAUGGAAGGAACAGAGGGGUCUUGGAGUCCACAUCCAUAGAUUCCUCAAAGUGUCAGCACAAACUGAUAGGGUGGUUCAAGAAGGUGUUGACUCUCGUCAGAAUGGUAUUGAGUUCAAGAGCCAUGAGGUAACGUUGCAGUUCUAAAAUCACUGGUUAUACCACACUUGGAGUAUUGUGUUCAGCUUUGGAUGCCUCAUUAUAGGAAGGAUGUGGAAGCUUUAGAAGUGGUGCAGAGGAGAUUUAUCAGAACAAUGCCUGGAUUAGAGAACAAAUCUUGUGAGGAUAGGUUGAGCGAACUAGGGCUCUUUGGAUCGAAGGAGGAUGAGGAGUGAUUUGAUAGAGGUGUACAAGAUGAUAAGAGGACAGCCAGAGUCUUUUUUCUAGGGGGAAAUGACUAUUACGAGGGGGUUAUUUUAAGGUGAUGGGAGGAAAAUAUAACGGGGCAUAUCAGAGUUAGGGCUUUCACACAAGGAGUGGUAGGUGUGUGAGAGGGGCUGUCUGUGAGGUAAUGGAGGCAGAUUCAUUAGGGACAUUUAAGAGACUCUUGGCUACAUGGAUGAUAGGAAAUGGAGGGCUAUAUUGGAGGGUGGGAUUAGAUUGAUUUUGGAGCAGAUUAAAGGGUCAGCAUAGCAUUGUGGGCUGAAGGGCCUCUGCUGUGCUGUUCUGUUCUAUUCAGAGUAAAACUCAUACACUUUUCAACGGAGAAAAUUCCAAAAGUUACAAAGCUGAAAUUUCACGACGUGCGCUGGCAACGUUGGAACCCAAGUGCAGAGGAAAGACAGACUCCAUUGCAGAGAUUGUGACCUGAGUUUAUUCAUAACAAUUCCAGCAGAACAUUGACAGCUUGGCCGAGC